AAAUGUCCACUUCGGCAAACAAAUCCAAAGCAUUUGCUAAAUUCAAAAUUGUAUUUAUUGGCAACCAAGCCGUUGGUAAGACAUCAAUCAUUGCUCGAUUCGUUUAUGAACAAAUCCCUUAAUCACAUCAAGUAUCCCUCAAAUUGUGAUAAUAGCCUACUAUUGGAAUCGACUUUCUUUCAAAAUGCAUUUAGGUAGAGAAUAAAACAGUAAGAUUAUAAUUAUGGGAUACUGCAGGAUAGGAGCGCUUUAGGUCGUUGAUUCCAUCUUAUAUAAGAGAUUCCCAUGCAGCCGUCCUAUGUUAUGAUGUUUCAAGUAUUAUUUAAAUACAUAGUUUAGAUGCUCAGUCAUUUACAGAUAUCAAAUCAUGGCUUGAAUAUGUAAGAGAAGAAAGGGGAUCUGAUGUAGUUGGUGUACUCAUAGCUAAUAAAAUAGAUAUAGAAGAGAGGUUUUAGAAAUAAUUAAUUUAAGAGUUGUCACAACAUAAGAAGGUGAAAAGCUUGCAAGAGAACAAGAAUUACUGUACUAUGAAGUCUCUGCUAAGGAGGGAACCAAUGUCUAAUAAACCUUUAAGAAUCUUGCCUUGAAACUCUUAGGUCCUAUCCAAGAUGUUGAUUAACCAACAACUUUAGGUUAAUUAGAUGCUAAUCAAGUUUCCCAAUCCACUAAUUCUUACAACAUUUCAUUAUAACCAUAAAACCAGCAAACCAAUUAAACAGAUUAGUAGAAAUGUCAAUGUUGA
This is a messenger RNA of Paramecium octaurelia, 742 nucleotides long. Lineage: Eukaryota; Ciliophora; Oligohymenophorea; Peniculida; Parameciidae. The record is from the annotation of a GenBank genome assembly.